AAUCAUUAUUAUUAUCAUCAAUUUGGAUUUCUUAAUCCUUCUGCAUUCGUGAAUGAAUUCCAUGAACCACCAUCAUUAGAUAUGAUAACAGAUUUAGUUAAAUUCCAAUUUCAUCACAAGCAGUGGGAACCACAAGUAGCAUUAAUAUAUAAACUUUUCUACGCAGUUAUAGCUAGACCAACGUUCUUAGUUCUAGGUUUAGUAGCAUUGUAUAUAAAGCUUUUAUUAGUUUCAAGAUCUUUAGCAUGGAUUCAACAACUUACAUUUGAUUUUCCAUCAGUUUGGAAGAGUUUAGUUGAUAAUCCGUUUUACUUAAUCACUUUCUUGGGUCUCGCUAAUAACAUUGCUGGAUUAUAUGGAAUCCCGUCUACAGAAGAAAGACAAGCAUUUUAUGAAAAUCAUCGAAUACAUGAGUAUGAUUUUAUUAAUGUGCUUAUGCAUGAAUUUGAUAAACAGAAUAGACGUUGGAAAGGUUUUUUGGAAUCUCACAUUAUAUACGGUUGGUGUCAACAGUAG
This is a messenger RNA of Racocetra persica, 516 nucleotides long. The record is from the annotation of a GenBank genome assembly. Lineage: Eukaryota; Fungi; Glomeromycota; Glomeromycetes; Diversisporales; Gigasporaceae.